CCUUAACAGAUGUGGGAGGAGGCAGCUUGCUGAUUGUAUCGAUCUUGGCUCUAUCUACCUCUAUCCCCCAUCGUGGAGAUCUUAUGCUCCAGAACUAUGCCUUUGCGAACCAUGAAGUGGCACUUCUCCCAACUCAGCGCCAGGUUCAUCUCCUCACGCUGUUUUAGGACGAAUUCCAGGUUAUGGAGACUGUGAGAGAAUGAGUCCCCAUAAACCGAAAGUCGUCCAUAAACACCUCCAUGAUUUCUUCAACCAGUCGGUCGAAGAUGGCCAGCAUACAACGCUGAAAUGUGACUGGGGCAUUGCAAAGCCCAAAUGGGAUCCUCCGGUAGGCAAAUGUGCCGAAAGGACAGGUGAAGGUGGUCUUCGCCUGAUCUUCCGGUGCAAUGGGGUUCUAAAAGUACUCGGACAUCCCAUCCAGGAAACAGUAGAACUCGUGCCUCGCCAGCCUCUCCUGCAUCUGGUCGAUGAAGGGUAACGGGAAGUGGUCCUUCUGGGUGGCAUCGUUGAGAUGACGGUAAUCGUUGCAGACGUGCUACCCGGUCACCGUGCCCAUCGGAAUGGGGUCGUUCUUCUCGUUGGAUACCACGGUCAUCCCGCUCUUCUUAGGCACCACCUGGGUGGGACUGAUCCACUCACUGUCAAAAAUGGCAAAGAUAUUCCUUGGCCUAAUUGAGUCACCUACCUAGGGAAAAUUAGGACCCACCUCUUACUACGUUUAAGCACCUUGUGUUGGUUGCGAUUUAGCAGUCUGAACUUUGAUUCGAGGGUGAAGUCUUGACAACCCUUAGACGAUUAGCUAAGAGAGUCACCUAUGUAGUUUGGCUUGUAGCCCCUUAGCCAAUUGAUCAAGAAAGUGAACUCGAUUCACUUGUUUCACUUCCCUACAGUUAGCAACCACCUUUACCAUGCACUUUCAUUCAGUUUAACUCACCUUUACAGUUAGCUAGGGGGAAUAACACUCGGGUGAAGCCUUCUUAACUGGUGUUCACACCAUUCACACUACCUUCAGUAUGUGAAUCUCCUGAACUCCCUUGAGAUACUGAGCCUGCAAAACGUGGUGUGGUGCUCUGUGAACCACUGGACUUGUUACCAGCUGCUAGUUCUUUAUCCCUUCUCUUCUUCCUCUAGCAGUCAUCAACAGUAUGAUUAGUCUUCUUGCAAAUUGCAAUAGAAAAAUUAUCUGUUGUCUUGAGUUGUUUGUCCUGCUAGUGUGUUUGAGUUUACAAUCAGAGCAACAGUUUGUGCUCUCUUUCAAGUACCUUUUCCUCUCAGCUUCUGUUCAUGCUGCAAUAAGUCAUCCACUGCUUCUGAAACACUUGGGGGAGGUUUCUGCAUAAGUAUCUGGGUUUUCAAAACUUCAAAAUAUGGGUUUAGACCUCGAAGAAACCGAAUUAAAUAAUCAGUCUCCUGUCCUUCUGUUUAAGCAAUAACAACAUCACAAGGGUUUAGGUUCCCUGGAACACAAUUACGAGGGACAAUAUUACUAAAUAUCGAGUAUUCUUCCCAAAGCCCCUUGAUCUUGGUGUAGUAAUCAUUAAUAGACAUAUUACCCGGCUUACAUCGUUGCCUUUAGGACAACAACUAGGUGAACAUCUUCUACUUUGUCAGCUACCGGGGGCCAGCCUUUCCUGGAGAGAGAGUAGCUCUUGAGCUUGUUCACCCUUCCGAUUGGCCCUGGGUACUUUGUUGAAUAACGAAUGUAGGGGAAGAUACUAUUCCCUAUAAUCAGGCAAUAUCAUCUUCCAUAUUGAUGAUUCUCAUAGCAUUUGGUUUACCAAACAUGCGCUUCAGUUCAUCCCACAAUACUUUUGCAUUCACAGUAUUACAACCAUCCCACGACAAAAAUUUAUCAUUCACAGCAGCCAUAGGUAUAGUACCAUCGAUGAAACCCAUUUUGUGCUUCAUCUUCAAACCCAUAACUACAGAUCUACUCCACAUUAUAUACUUGGUUCCAUCAAACACUUCUAUGCCAAUUGAUUGAGUCAAUGCCUCGUUUGGGUUCAGGUAAAAGGGGUUUCCAAAGGUGAAUACCUCAGAUCUGGGCUGGUUCUGCUGCUACUGACCAUCAAAAGACCCAAAUUGAAAGUUCAUCACAGUCGAGCCACCAUAACCAUUUUCCCGUCCAUGAGGUGUGGUUAGAGAAGCGCCUGACAUCAAGCUUGCCCUAGAUUGUCAUCGCUCUAAUACCACAAGAACUUUAAUAGAGAUAGAUAGAUUGUAGUUUUGGUGAAGGCAGACCCUUAAGAAAGAAGGGUUGCUGCUCAUUCAGUUUUACAACAGCUCGAAAACAAAUUAACAAUACUAAUAUGGUUUUGCCACAUGCCAAGUAAACACUGGCCAUUCCAAAUAUAAUACACUGUUAAUUAACUG
Messenger RNA from Linum trigynum, 2373 nucleotides. Lineage: Eukaryota; Viridiplantae; Streptophyta; Magnoliopsida; Malpighiales; Linaceae. The record is from the annotation of a GenBank genome assembly.